Lodderomyces parapsilosis is the source of this 879-nucleotide messenger RNA. It is a transcript of the gene HBR1, whose product is annotated as nucleoside-triphosphatase. NCBI's taxonomy places the organism in Eukaryota, Fungi, Ascomycota, Pichiomycetes, Serinales, Debaryomycetaceae. The coding region runs from base 1 to 879 and encodes 292 amino acids. Gene Ontology annotation, cellular component: cytoplasm; nucleus. The record is from RefSeq and is a predicted model, not a curated record. The transcript has a single exon. Gene Ontology annotation, molecular function: ATP hydrolysis activity; ATP binding; AMP kinase activity.
AUGCCAGAGUCUAGGAGAAACAUUCCAAAUAUAAUCAUCACUGGUACGCCCGGAUGUGGUAAGUCAUCCCAUUCGCAAUCCUUGGUCGAUCAGCUAAAUCGAGGAUUUGCAAAAGAGACAACUAUAAGGUUUAAGCAUUUCGAUGUAAGUGCCUUCGCAAAAGAAAAAGAUUGUCUUGAGUCAUACGACAAGGAACUCGAUACGCAUGUUGUUGAUGAGGAUAAACUAUUGGAUGAAUUAGAGCCAGAAUUGGAAAAAGGUGGUGCCAUCGUAGAUUGGCAUUGUUGUGAAAUAUUCCCUGAACGAUUGAUUGAUUUAGUGGUUGUGUUACGAACCGACAACUCACAACUUCAUGAAAGGUUAACGAAAAGAAACUACAAGGAUAACAAGAUACAGGAGAAUUUGGACUGUGAGAUUAUGGAGGUUAUUUUGACAGAGGCAAGGGAGAGUUAUAUACCAGAAAUUGUUAUCGAAUUAAGAAGUGAUAAAGCUGAGGAUUUGGAUGAAAAUGUUGAUAGAAUCAGCGCGUGGGUCGAGAAUUGGAUCAAAGAUCAUCCAAGGGGGGUCACCAAUGAAUUGCAAACCGUGGAUGGUGACGCAAGCGACAGCGAUGAUGAUGAAGAUAAUGACAAUGAAGAUGGCGAGUUGGUAACCAGUGGAGAAGACGAAGGAUCAUACAUUCCAGAUAAUGAAGAGGAUUCAGAUGAUGCGCUUGCUAGCUAUCAUGAGUCGGAGGAUCCGGCUACAGUUGAAGAUGGACUUACAAACCAACAAAAGUAUGAACUAGAGCAAAAAGAACAAGACGACGUUGAAGUACUCGAUGAAGAGGAUGAAGAGACGAAUGAGUAUACUGAACACCAAGAGGACGUUUCAGAGUAG